Messenger RNA from Anopheles moucheti, 2780 nucleotides. RefSeq lists its product as uncharacterized. The record is from RefSeq and is a predicted model, not a curated record. NCBI's taxonomy places the organism in Eukaryota, Metazoa, Arthropoda, Insecta, Diptera, Culicidae. Bases 104 to 2188 code for a protein of 694 amino acids. The transcript has 3 exons.
UGGUCGUAAAUGUGCAGCCCAGCCACAAACACUUCGCUCAUCACUGUUGGAGCACAUUCCCGGGAACAAGAUUCGCACGUCUCCAAACGUGUCUCUCCAUAGCAUGCCCAAUAGUGAUUCGUCCGGUGGUAUAUACUCCCCUCUUCCACAGACGACACUGACCGAUUCUGAGAGUGAAGAAGAGCUACUGCGACGCACCACAGUAACAGUCCGCCGAAUAUCGGAACGCACGUUUAGCGGAAGUACCAGGGGUGGGAGCGGCGGUGUUGUGACGGCAAUCAUGAUGAACGGUAUGAAGGGACGACCGGUGGCGGAGAUUCGCUCGGCUACAGGAACCGAAAAUGGUGGUGCUACCCUGUACAACGGCGGUUAUCCACCGAGCCCGAGUGAUGUGGAAGAUGCCAGUGGCGUCUUUCACGCGGACAAUGUGGCCAUUUUGCACGAGGCCGUAUCGAUUCCGGAUCACAAAAUGUCCUUCCCGAGAAAAUGUUGCUUCGUGGCUUCGCUGGUCAUAUGUUUCCUUGCGGUGAUAGUGUUUCUUUGGAUUAUUCCGUGUUCGGAUGAGCUGUCCUGUCCUGCACGCGCGGAACGGGUAAAAACGCAAAACUGGAUACGUAACUACGAGAAAAUCGAACUGAAGGGUGUGAUAAACGUUGUCGAGGGUGUACACGGUAAGAGUAAGAACCUCGUCUUCAUGUACCGCGGUGAUAAGCUGUUCCCAGAGUUUGACGAGUCGUACAGAAGACGAAACGGCAUCAUUUCCCUGGUCGGUAGCUCCGGCAAGGUCGCUUGGUACGAUCAGAUGAUAAACGAACCGAAGAGUAUCGAUUGCACCUUGCUCGAUGCGGAUCGUAGCGGUGCACCAGAUUGUCUGGUGCUGGAUGAGUACGGUCAGCUAGAGUGUAUCGAUCCGCUGUCCGGGGAGUGGCUGUGGCACGCGGAAGGAUACAACAAGCGAAGCAACAGUGGCAAGCAGAACGACAUGCUCGACUUCCCGUUGCUUAUACCGGACGUCGAUGGGGACGGCGUGUACGAUCUGCUGUUCGUGACCAGCUCCAGUGAGACCAAACACAACCGUUUGGUAAUGAUAUCUGGUCGGAAGGGCAUCACAAUCGGGGAUUCAUACGCAGUUAAAGAGUGUCUGUACGUCCACAAGCUCAUGCUGGACGAGGAACUAAACGUGAAGUUUAACUGCGUCAAGGAAAAGUCUGAACAGCAGAAAGCCAAGUCACUACCCGAGCUGUACAAGCUCAUACAUCGCAAAGCGCUAGAUAUGCGUGUGGUUCGACGAAUGCCCACCGAUCUGCCCCAGCACAAAUUCUUUGGCCAAAGGCGCAACACCGAGAAGCAGCGUACGAUAACAAACGUCGGUGGCAAACAGCUCGUGGUGGAGAAUCGUGGUAAAUGUCCGGAGAAUUGUUCCACCUCCGUGCUGCUGACGGAAGAGUCCACCGGUGAGUUGCUGUGGAACGUAUCCGGUCGCCAGCUGUACGGCAUGCAACCGGUACGGUUAAGCUUCUCCAACUUCGGUGCCGAUAACCGUUCCACCAUGUACGGGUUCGUGAUUAAGUUCUGGGAGUGGAGCCAGCGUGAUCCGGACAACCGUAGCUCGCGGUUCAAGCGCGCGCUGUUCGGCACGCGGGAUGACGAUAGCAAGCAGCGCUUCAUCCAUCAGCAGCCCUGGAUAGGGCCGCCCGGGCUGGACGCCAUCUCGAAAACAUCCUCGUCAGCGCGGGGUCAAAACCAAUCGAGCUCCUCGGCCCGCCCGUCCGGUGUGUUCCGCACGCGCAUGCGCUACCUCAAGGAAACGAUCAAGCUGAUCGUGUUCAACUCGAGCUACAUCAAGAUCGAAAACACGAGCCAGAGCAAUGUGAUCCAGUUUUGCCGCGAAACGAUCAGCGGCGAUCCGGCGGAGGUGCUCUGCCAGCCCGAUUUGAAUUAUCAGGAAAACUCGCUACUAAUCGCCGAUCUGGACGACGAUGGUUCGCAGGAGCUUGUGUCGUAUUAUUCGACCUUCGUCAAAACCGCCACCAACGAUGCAGACGGGAUGGGAGCCGGUGUCGGCGUUGGACCCGGAGCGACCAUGAAGUUGAAGACGUUCGUCCAGCUGUUGCGGCUCGAGUCGGAGCUACCGAAACUGUACACUCCGUCUGCCGGUCAGGAGUCGGAUGGCGUCAAGCAUCGUUAAAGAAGGAGUGACCAUCCAGCAGAAGGAAGGUCGCAUUCCAAAAAAAACAAGUGAUUUUGUGAUCUCAUACCAACCUCGUUCCACUAGCUUUACGUUACAUCAAUGUCGUUCGUUUCCUUUUUUCUCCUCAUAGGAUUGUCACUGUGCACUAGGCUAGUAAAAGGGUGCCGAUAUUCACCAACAACCCGUACAGCUUAAUAAUAGUGAAGAUAGGAUAAGCAAAACAAGUCCAACAGACGAUAAUGAUAGCAAUUUGGUAAGAUUUGGGAAGAAGUGCCGGGUGUAAGUGGCCAAUACGGGUCUUGAGGUGGCAAUAAGCCAACAGAAGCAAACAGUUUCCCACUCCAGUUUUCCGCUCUGUCUCUCUUGUACGAGUAGUGACUAUUCCUGCUGCACUGUUUGCACCGAACCGUGUCCUUGUAUACAUGCACACUAUACCAUGCGCGCACGCUUGUAUUUUUAGUAUACACAAAACAUGCAAUCAAACGAAAUGACAAAGUACUUCGCAUCAGAGCGAAGAGAUUGAGAUUGAAACAUAACAGUUGAAUAUAAAUCCAUAUGGACCUAAUGUUGAAUAGAAAUGUGAAUCAAA